This is a messenger RNA of Cicer arietinum (chickpea), 1196 nucleotides long. Its product is annotated as nuclear speckle RNA-binding protein B-like. Gene Ontology annotation, molecular function: RNA binding. NCBI's taxonomy places the organism in Eukaryota, Viridiplantae, Streptophyta, Magnoliopsida, Fabales, Fabaceae. The record is from RefSeq and is a predicted model, not a curated record.
UAAUUUACAUUUGCCUUUAUUUUACUUUCUUCUUCUAAUCAAACAACAAAAAAAUAAGGCCUACUUGAAGUAGGUUGUGUCAACCAGAAACAAAUCGAAGCAGUAAUUGAGAGUGUCACCGGCGGGAGACUAAAGCAACCGUGGAUGGCGGAUCCCUACCACCCAUACCCAACUCCUGCACCUUCUGACGGAGCAACCUUUUCCAGAACUAGCUAUGCUGGUUUCAUUCCAUCAGAGACACCAUCACUGGCUUCUCCUCAUCCUAAAUCAACUGAUUUUCCGGGCUAUGGAUCAGAUUACCUCCAUAAAGAUGUAAGCUUGUUCAGGAUGGAGCCAUAUGGUGUUGAUGAUACUAGGGGCUCUAGAGUUCAUUCUGAACAUAAUGCUACGGGUUAUUCUCAUCCUGAAGAUCCCGAAUUAAGUACGAAAAGAGAUACUCCAUUGGGCGUUAAUCCAGGUGUUCCUGAUUUGAACAAUGAAUCGAUGCCUAAAAGCAAUUAUGACGCCGUCCCAGUUACGGCUGCAGAAUCAAACAUUCUGUUUGUGGGUGGGCUUCCGAAAGAUUGCACAAGAAGAGAAGUAGGCCAUCUUUUCCGUCCCUUUAUCGGCUAUAAGGAUAUCAAACUUGUUCACAAGGAGCCAAGACGUAGUGGGGACAAGUCUAUGAUUUUGUGUUUUGUGGAGUUUACUGAACCCAAAUGUGCUCUCACCGCCAUGGAAGCUCUGCAAGGCUACAAGUUUGAUGAUAAAAAACCUGAUUCGUCAAUCUUGAAAAUCCAGUUUGCACACUUUCCUUUCCGCCCGCCAACUAAUGAUGGACUAUAAGCUUCAUAGUACAACAGACUCAUGCCGACUGGUAUUGUAUUUCUUGGUUGAGAAGUUUGAUGCUGCUCAGAUGAACUCUAUCUGAUGGAGAAAUUAGCUUUUAGAUUCAAAAUUUUAGGUAAAGCCUGGCUGUUGAAUUGAUAAAAUUUUGGUUAGAUUUUUCAUAAUCAUGGGGGUAUGGCUGUGGCUUUGUACCUUUGAGUGUUGAUCCAUCGUAAUUUCCACAGCAGUGAGAAUUUCAUGUAGUCUCAAGCAGGGGUUGUGUAUAAUAAAAUAAAAUGGUCAGUUGUUUCAAUGUGUGUUCCAGAAUCAUACUUCCUUAGUCUCAUUUAAAUUGUCUGAAAAUGAGUUGUGCGUGAUUUUUUAAAAGA